This is a messenger RNA of Amoebophrya sp. A120, 2927 nucleotides long. The record is from the annotation of a GenBank genome assembly. NCBI's taxonomy places the organism in Eukaryota, Dinophyceae, Syndiniales, Amoebophryaceae.
AGAUUUGUUCUUCUUUUGUUUUUUCACUCCUGGAGAAGGAGGAGUAAAACAGUUUUAGCAGGAAGUACGAAGAGAGAGCGACGUCCUAAUCGGUUUGUUUUGCUGCAGUGUUGGGCUGCAGCGAGAACUUGUUUCGGUUUUUCUUUUCGUCUAAACUUUUUGCAUCGCGGCGCGAAAAAUCUGCACCAUCUGCCUCUGCGGUUGGUGCAUUACAAAACUUGCUUCUUCAUCACGACAACGACUAUCAUGACAUCCUCGCCGCAUCAGGAUUGCAAAAAGGCGGUGAAGAGGAUGUCUCAACAUCCCGAGAACAAAGCUGGAAAACAAGAUGAGGCAGCUGUUGAUCCCAGUACGAAAAAGCAAAAAACUAAUGAGGAUGGUGCAGCGGGCACGGGAGCUCCUGGUGGCAAUAAAGCCGGCGGGGCAAACGGGAGCAAGGUCCCGAACGCAUCUCCAACGGCCUCUAACUCCUCCCACCGCUCGGGGUCGACCGGCCGAACCGGAAAGAAUAACAAGGACGCAAAGACGGGUGGUGUCAACGCGGCCGGGAAUAAAGGUGGUGAUAACUCAGCGCGGAACAACCAGAAUACUGGUCCUGGUGGUGGAAAAGGAAAAGCGCCAGCGUUCGUCGCCGCUGGCCCAAAUGGAAAUGCAGCAAGAAGAAAUCCGCUCCCGUCUCCGGAAGGUCCCCGCGGUAACAACAACAACAAGGGAAAGGGAAAAAACGGUGGAAGCAAAGGCGGUGCUGCCGGCAAAGCGGACGGAAACAACAACAAACCGGUGAACAAUGGUGCUAGUGCAAAUAAUGCAGCUGCUAAUGCCAACAUUGCGUCGAGCGUCGUCUCCGCAAAAUCGAAAGAAAAUCCUGCCGCAGGAGCUGGUGUUAAAGCCAAUGCUGGUGGCGCGAACAAGAAUAAAGAAAAUUUCCAGCCACCGCUGCGAGGGAAGGUGAUCGAAGCGAAAGUAGACACGGGCUUGCACGCAAAUCGCGGCCGAUCAAUGACUCGUGACAAGGAACCGAAGGCGGUGAACCGUGACAAGGAACCGAAGCAGGCGGUGAACCGUGACAAGGAACCGAAGGGGAAUAACAACAAAGGAGCGCCGAUGAAUCCACCUCCCACCGUGCAGCUUCCUUUGAAGCGAAACCGCAGUCCCAAGCGGGCUGCAGAACAACGGGGUAGUUUGCCGAGGCAGAAUACAAAGGACAAUUGCGGUGCCGGCGUGGCCAAGUUGAACACCUCCUUCGAAAAGCAAGCGGCCGCGGUAGUAGCUGCUGCGAAAAACAAGGACGCUGGUGCAACUUCUGGCGAGCAAAACCCAGCUGCUUCCCUCCAGCAAGUCGGCAAAGCGCAUGUGAUCGCGAAAGGGGACAAAGCAAGCAGCAAGGAAUCCCCCAAGCACGCGGCAAAAGCCGCGGGUUCCACCCUGCACAUCCCUGCUCUGGCGAGUAACAAGAGACCGCGGGGGAACUCGUCCGCUUCCAACCCGGGAUCCAGCCACAAUUCGCCAGUCAACAGUCCGCGUGCAAGGUUAGCGAAGUCUCCAAGCAAAAACGCGCCGGACGGCAUCGAGGAUAAUUUGGAGGGCGAUGGUGGGAAAGCGGCAAAGCUCCGGAAAUCGAGUAUGAAUAUGGACCAGCUACCGGGAGCGAAAAGUCCCAUCAACCGGGCGGCGCGGCAGUCGGAUUUGUUAAUCAACUUGGACAUGCAAAAUUUCGAGCUGCCGAAGCGGGAUCAGGACGAUGAGCUGAACCCGAAAUUCGGAAUGCACACCUUGAAGGUAUAAAGAUUCUGAAGGAUCAUGCUGUUUCUUUCAGUUGCUCCUUGUCUCAUUCUUGCAUGACAAACAGAAUCGAGUGGUUGUUGCAGCUGGUGCGCUGCUGCAGCACAUUGAAGUAAGCAAAGACGGCGUUCUACUAUAAUCACAGGGAAAGCGGGAGACCAACGAAGAUGCUCACAUCCACAUCAUGCGUUUUUCCGAGACCGGCUGGGAGAACGCCGGGCUCUACGCCACCAAGGAGAAGCCACUGCAGCUCUACGGUUGCUUCGACGGGCACGGUGGACCGGAGUGCGCAAAGUGGAUCGCGAACAAGCUGCCGGGGAAGCUGCGGGAGUACCUCGACUUGAUGAACCAGAAAAAGACCAAGCUUGACCCGCCGGCGAAGGACGUGGACAAGGUAAAGUACGCGUUUUCGUUCACCUUCGAACAGUUGGACAUCGAGUACAUUUCGCAGCACAUGAAGUCGGAGGCGGGCUGCACCGCGGUGGUGUGCUUGCUGGACCAGGUCUCCCAGAACAUCUUCUGCGCCAACGUCGGGGACAGCCGGGCGAUCAUCGGGCGCAGCAAGAACGCGUUGGCAAUUUCGCGGGACCACGACCCGAAGGCGGAAGGGGAGAAGCAGAGGGUCCAGGCGGUCGGGACCGUGGAUCCGGACGUAUUUUUUUUUGCGGAAAUCGAUGAAAUGAAGGGUUUUGAGGGUCUGUUUUUUUGCAUGAUAGUCUUUGUCUGCAUUGUAUGAAAAUAAAAAUCACACUGACUUCUAUCAGGGUUACGUGAAUGACACGGUGAACAUGACCCGGUGCUUGGGCGACCGCCAGGGCAAGUUCCGCGAGAACAAGGGCUACUUUUCCCGCAACUUUGCCCUUGCCACCAGCCCGGAGGUGUACAUGCAGAAGAUUACGGAGGUGCACCAGUUUGUCUUGCUGUGCUGCGACGGCAUGUUUGAAUCGCCGAAGAUCUUCACCAGUGGGUCGCUGUGCUCCCGAGCGCGGGAGCUCCUGCUCGACGGGAAAUCGGUGAAACAGGUCCCGAAGAUACUGUGCUCGGAGGCGAUUGCGAAGGGCAGUGAGGAUAACUGCACGGUCAUGAUGGUCUUGUUCGAUAACCCACAGCUGGACGAAAUCGUGGAAGAAAACUCGAAAAUUUAG